UCAUAUCAUUUCAUCUGUCGGGGAAAAAACCUGCUAAGCAGAGCCUCCAUCCGAAGAGGAAAAUCAGGUUGGCACAGUGACAGAUGUUUGAAUAAAGAAGUUGGCUCAGAGGAGGUGCGUGGAGCCUGAUUUUAUUUUUUUCCCCUCGCUCUCCGCCUUAAUCUGAAUGAGGACUCUCAUGGGAACUGGAUUCACAUGGCGAUCAAAAGGAACGCUUGAGUGAUGAACUGCUUCUGAGGAAGUCUGAGGCAGUCAUUUGUGUGCGGGAGCUGGCUUAUGUUGCCGAAGCGUCCUUCUUGUUGGAAUUCGUGCCGAGCGCAUUCCCUGAUGGAGAAGCUAGAGGCUGGGGAAGGAGAGCUGAGCGUGCUGCGCUGCCGGUGGCACUGAGGGGUGAGCUGCCUGCGUCUGUCGUUUGGGGAAGCUGGGUUGAGCCAACAGCGUUAUUCAAGGAGUUGCAUUGUCCCUGUGGUCUGACUCAUCGCAUGUAAAUGUGCUGCAGCCUCGCUGUACAUUGCAGAUAUUUUUAUUGCACGCGGAAGAAUUAUUUGCCUCUCUCCCCGCUCUGAAGAACUGCUGGAAAACGGAUGCAUUUUUUGGAUGGACUGUUUCUGACGCUGAGGAACAGGGCUGCAGUAUCACAGAAUGGUCAGAGCCCGCGUUUAUUCUCGGACAGCAGAGAGCCCGCUACUGUUUGCUGGCAACUGACCUUGCGGGACUGGGAAUAGCCACAGCCAUCUCUGUCAGAGCAAUUGUUCGUUCUCCGGGCCUGCAGAAUGGAGCCGGUGCUUCUCCAACAAUGAUCCCCCUGUCUGCUUAGGGGGAGGCACUGCUCAAGUUGUGCUGCUGACAAGGGCACAUUAGCUCGGAAGGACAGCUCUUGGAGGCAGCGAGCUCUGUUGCAAUUCAGUUGGAUCUAGGAUAUUUUUAUCAGCUGUUCCACAGCCUCGUCGUUGUGGUUUCGAUGUUUUGUGGAAUUUUAUUUCAUAGAACAACUUUCUUAAUGUCUCAGGGUGAUCAAAUCUGAAAAAUGGAGCAUAGAGUGGGAGUGCAAUGUCCUUUUCUAAAUAUUCAAACACCAGCAGCAGCGCUCACAAGUUUGUGAGUGUAUGUGAAACAGGUGAAAGCAUUCCCUAUAUGGUCCUUGGUGCAAUAUCUGCAGUGUGCUUCCAGAAACAGAGUUGCUAGUGUUAUUCUGUUUGCUUUUGCUUCUUCAAACGGAUCGAAUGAGUCGAGUCUGUAUUGUUGUUUUGGAGGAGGAGGAAGAUGAUUCUCCCACAUUUGUUUCCAAUAUACCUCAGGAAAAUAUAUGUUUGCGUCCAUUACCUCCUGGAAACGUGUUGCCACCGUUGGUUCAAGCUAUAUUUAAUGGAGACCCUGAUGAAGUUCGAGCAUUAAUAUUUAAGAAAGAAGAUGUUAAUUUUCAGGAUAAUGAGAAAAGGACCCCUUUACAUGCUGCUGCCUAUCUGGGAGAUGCAGAAAUUAUUGAACUGCUUAUUUUAUCUGGAGCUAGAGUUAAUGCCAAAGACAGCAAAUGGUUGACUCCUCUACAUAGAGCUGUGGCAUCUUGUAGUGAGGAUGCUGUUCAGGUGUUGCUAAAGCAUUCAGCAGAUGUCAAUGCUCGUGAUAAAAACUGGCAGACACCCUUACAUAUAGCAGCUGCAAAUAAAGCUGUGAAAUGUGCCGAAGCUUUGGUGCCUCUUCUGAGUAAUGUAAAUGUGUCUGAUCGGGCAGGUAGAACUGCGUUGCACCAUGCAGCCUUCAGUGGACACGUAGAGAUGGUCAGCUUACUGUUGUCUAGAGGAGCUAAUAUUAAUGCAUUUGACAAGAAGGACAGAAGAGCUAUACAUUGGGCAGCAUAUAUGGGUCAUAUCGAAGUUGUGAAAUUACUUGUGGCCCAUGGAGCUGAAGUAACAUGCAAAGACAAAAAAUCAUAUACACCUUUACAUGCUGCAGCAUCUAGUGGGAUGAUCAGUGUAGUCAAAUAUCUUCUCGAUCUUGGAGUUGAUAUGAAUGAACCAAAUGCCUAUGGAAAUACUCCUCUUCAUGUAGCUUGCUAUAAUGGACAAGAUGUUGUAGUGAAUGAACUCAUAGACUGUGGUGCUAAUGUAAAUCAAAUGAAUGAAAAGGGGUUUACACCUUUGCACUUUGCUGCUGCAUCAACACAUGGAGCACUGUGUUUGGAACUUUUGGUCUGUAAUGGAGCAGAUGUAAAUAUGAAGAGUAAAGAUGGGAAAACACCUUUGCACAUGACAGCAAUCCACGGUAGAUUUUCAAGAUCUCAAACCAUCAUUCAAAAUGGAGCUGAAAUAGACUGUGAAGAUAAGAAUGGAAAUACUCCUUUGCACAUAGCAGCUAGAUAUGGCCAUGAGCUAUUAAUCAACACUCUGAUUACGAGUGGUGCUGACACUGCAAAGCGGGGUAUACAUGGGAUGUUUCCUCUCCAUUUGGCAGCAUUAAGUGGAUUUUCAGACUGCUGCAGAAAGCUCCUUUCAUCAGGUUUUGACAUAGACACACCAGAUGACUUUGGCAGAACUUGUCUUCAUGCAGCUGCAGCUGGAGGGAAUUUGGAGUGCCUAAAUCUUCUGCUGAAUACUGGUGCAGACUUCAACAAAAAGGACAGAUUUGGGAGAACUCCACUCCAUUAUGCUGCUGCCAAUUGUAAUUAUCAGUGCCUGUUUGCCCUUGUGGGAUCUGGAGCUAGUGUGAACGACCUUGAUGAGAGGGGUUGUACACCUCUGCACUAUGCAGCCGCGUCAGACACAGAUGGAAAGUGCCUGGAAUACUUGCUAAGAAAUGAUGCCAAUCCAGGGAUCCGAGACAAGCAAGGAUACAAUGCAGUUCAUUAUUCUGCUGCUUACGGCCAUCGCUUAUGUCUUGAAUUGAUUGCAAGUGAAACGCCUCUAGAUGUUCUAAUGGAAACAUCAGGUACUGACAUGCUGAACGAUUCAGACAACAGAGCACCUAUAAGUCCACUGCAUUUAGCUGCCUACCACGGCCACCAUCAGGCUCUGGAAGUGCUGGUACAGUCGCUGCUAGACCUUGAUGUGAGGAAUAACAAUGGAAGGACACCACUGGAUCUUGCUGCCUUCAAGGGACACGUCGAAUGUGUAGAUGUGCUCAUUAAUCAGGGAGCAUCAAUCUUGGUGAAAGAUUAUGUUGUAAAGAGAACCCCAAUACAUGCAGCAGCUACAAACGGUCACUCUGAAUGUUUGCGACUAUUGAUAGGAAAUGCAGAACCACAGAAUGCAGUGGACAUUCAAGAUGGAAAUGGACAGACUCCUUUGAUGUUGUCUGUUCUCAAUGGGCACACAGACUGUGUUUAUUCACUUCUCAACAAGGGAGCAAACGUAGAUGCCAAAGAUAAGUGGGGAAGGACAGCAUUACACAGAGGGGCAGUUACUGGGCAUGAGGAAUGUGUGGAAGCACUACUUCAACAUGGUGCUAAGUCCUUAUUGAGAGACUGUAGGGGGCGAACCCCUAUACAUUUGUCAGCUGCGUGUGGACAUAUAGGUGUUCUAGGAGCUCUCUUGCAGUCAGCUACAUCUGUGGAUGCAAUACCUGCGAUAGCAGACAAUCAUGGCUAUACAUCGCUGCACUGGGCCUGUUAUAAUGGUCACGACAGUUGUGUAGAACUUCUCCUGGAACAAGAAGUUUUUCAGAAAAUGGAAGGAAAUUCUUUCAGUCCAUUGCAUUGUGCUGUGAUAAAUGACAAUGAAGGUGCUGCAGAAAUGUUAAUUGAUACAUUAGGUGCUGGUAUAGUAAAUUCAACAGAUUCAAAGGGAAGGACCCCUCUUCAUGCAGCAGCUUUUACAGAUCAUGUUGAGUGUCUGCAGCUUCUACUCAGUCACAAUGCUCAAGUAAAUGCUGUAGAUGCUUCUGGGAAAACACCUUUAAUGAUGGCUGCAGAAAAUGGACAGACAAAUACUGUUGAGGUGCUGGUUAGCAGUGCUAAGGCUGAUCUGACUUUGCAAGAUAGUUGUAAGAACACAGCGCUCCAUUUGGCUUGCAGCAAGGGUCAUGAAACUAGUGCCUUGUUAAUACUGGAGAAGAUUACGGACAGAAACCUCAUCAAUGCCACCAACGCAGCCUUGCAAACACCUCUGCAUGUUGCUGCUCGGAAUGGACUAACAGUUGUAGUUCAGGAACUCUUAGGAAAGGGAGCAAGCGUACUUGCUGUGGAUGAAAACGGUUACACACCAGCUCUGGCCUGUGCACCCAACAAGGAUGUGGCCGACUGCCUCGCGCUCAUCCUGGCCACGAUGAUGCCCGUUUCAUCAAGCAGCGCAUUGCCUUCCCUUACGUUCAAUGCCAUUAAUCAUUACACCAACACCUCUAAAACUGUCACCUUCGAUUCCUUGCCAAUCAUGAGGAGUGAUCAUAGCUCUUACUGUACUUUCAACAAUAUUGGCAGGGAGGAUGGCUACCCCUAUACAGAAGAAGAUGAACUCAAUGACUCAGAUUCCGAGACCUAUUGAACGCUGCAUUUCGUAGGGCUGAAGAGUGACCCCUAAUGCUGGAAGUCGUCACAUCUGGGCUUUUGAAAAAAGCUGUUGGAAUUUGAAUGCAAAAAGAGGACCGACCUUUGGAGGAUGCUUUUUAUUGUGGUUGCAUAAAACAAAACAAAAUCCAUGAGACUCUGGAAGGAUUUUUAAGAGCAUAUUUUGCAGACGAAGCAGAAAUUCUUGAAUAAAUUCUUGGAAACCGUGGCAAAAAAAAAUUUGAAGAAUGUCAAAACUGCUUUAUUUAACUGUUCUACCGGUCUGUUUCUGGUGCCAGGAGUAACUUCUGCAGACUGGGCAGCCUCGUUGAUGUAAAUGAACGACACUGUUGUACAACACAGAGGAUACUAGAUUUAAAUUUUGUCAAUAAAACGAAAAUCAUUUUGAAGGCAAUAAAAGCGUUUGGUACAGUAGGCAUUGUUUGUGCUGCAAACUGCCAAAGGACCAAAUAACUUAAAAGGUUGUUUUUGUUUUUGUUUUUUUAAUUAAAUACAUUGUUGUGGAAACUGGAAUAGAUUCUUUGAAAAGAUGUUUUAACCAAACCUUAAUUACUUCUGGGAAAGAAGCUUAGAUUUGGUUUUAAGUGUUGACUUUUUUCUUUUUGUUUACCAUCUAAAAACCUUCCAGCACUAUUAAAUGUACCAUGAAAGAAAGCAGAUUUAUGUUUAAGUUUUGUUUUCUUUUUCUUUUUGACAACAUGAAAAUGGAACUUGUCGUACUUUUCUAAUACUAAAACUAAACCAGCUAACAAGGUGAAGUCAGGGUGAAAAAUGUACAGUGUAAUAAACAAGGGAAGGGUGGGAGAUGGGGGAGGGAAACGGACAUUGUUGCACAGGUUUAGACUGUUAAACUUUGGUGGUUUGAAUUGAGAUUUUUUUUUUUUUAAUUUAAAAUAUGUAACUUGGAAACUAUGAAACUGCAUAAAGAGAAUGGAAAUGUCUCCAUAACCCCAGAACUGGGACUGAGAGUUCUUUGCAACGAUUGGUCCUCUUCCUUACAUCGAAAAGAUUGCACGUGAAGGUGGAAUUGUAAAUCCCUAGCACUUCUUUUUUUUCUUUUUUUUUGAAUCCUGGAGUUGCCGGGGCGGGGGGAGGUGAAUUUAAAAGUAUAUUUCCCUAUUAGAAAGAAGUACAGUGUCUGGUCUGUGGGAAGAGCUGUGUAUCUUUGUUGUGCUCCAUUUAGAAAUGAACAGCAGAAGCAGGUCCCCUAAUGUAGUUCAGCCUCACCUGAAGAUUUUUAUCUUUUUUAUUUAUAACAGACUACUGCAUUUUUUUAAUUGCCUGAAGAAUGAAAAAGUGACAUAAGCAAGCUGAAGUCUCAUUGUUAAAUAUGCAUAUUUACUUUAUUUGGCUCUGCUUUAACUACAACUGUUACUUUUCAAGUGAAAUGGCUUAUGUACGUGCAAGGAAUCCUUGCGUGUCCUGGUAAAGUACAAAUAAAUUACUGCAAACCGAUUCAAAUUUCCUUUUUAUCCUUUUUGUAUUGUGAAACUGGAAAUCUUUAUGAUAUUGUAAAUUAUCAGCUGGUUUUCUGAACAUAAAGUGGAAACACGGGACAAUAUUUUGAUCUGUUUGAUAAUUUUGUGGGUUUUUUUGAAGAAUUAAUGAGCAUGUACAUAGAAAUAGUGACUGCUUGAAUACUGUAUUUACCUGCACUCUUUCAGUACUUCAAGAUUCUUGUAUAUUUUACGGAAUAUAAUAAAACCCAAAUGUGAGUUCUA
Molecule: messenger RNA, 6219 nt
Organism: Centrocercus urophasianus (Greater sage-grouse)
Lineage: Eukaryota; Metazoa; Chordata; Aves; Galliformes; Phasianidae
Gene: ANKRD28
Product: ankyrin repeat domain 28
Exons: 28
Coding region: 1224-4475 (1083 amino acids)
Biological process (GO): protein localization to ciliary inversin compartment
Cellular component (GO): cytoplasm; ciliary inversin compartment
Molecular function (GO): protein binding
Source: RefSeq, a predicted model, not a curated record